Notothenia coriiceps (black rockcod) is the source of this 3032-nucleotide messenger RNA. RefSeq names its product XK, Kell blood group complex subunit-related family, member 7b (gene xkr7b). The record is from RefSeq and is a predicted model, not a curated record. Gene Ontology annotation, biological process: engulfment of apoptotic cell; phosphatidylserine exposure on apoptotic cell surface; apoptotic process involved in development. Gene Ontology annotation, cellular component: plasma membrane. The transcript is spliced from 4 exons. NCBI's taxonomy places the organism in Eukaryota, Metazoa, Chordata, Actinopteri, Perciformes, Nototheniidae. The coding region runs from base 86 to 1234 and encodes 382 amino acids.
CUGCAGGUACAUCCACGCCCUCUACCUGGGAGCCCAGAGCCGCUGGCACAGGAGUGGGCCGCUCCACCACUUCCACUGGCGGCUGAUGUUCGAGAGCGCCGACAUCACCAUGCUGCGGCUCCUGGAAGCCUUCCUGAAGUCCGCCCCGCAGCUCGUCCUGCAGCUCAGCAUCAUGAUCCACGGGAACAUCGUGCAUCCUCUGCAAGGUCUCUCGGCUUCGGCCUCCCUGGUCUCUCUGGCCUGGAUGAUCGCCUCGUACCAGAAGGUUCUCCGAGACUCCCGCGACGACAAGCUGUCGAUGUCUUACAAGGCCGUGAUCACCCAGAUGCUGUGGCACUUCUUCACCAUCGGGGCGAGGACUGUGGCCUUUGCCCUCUUCGCCUCCGUCUUCCAGCUCUACUUUGGCAUAUUCAUCGUCAGCCACUGGUGUGUCAUGACCUUCUGGAUCAUCCAAGGUGAGACCGACUUCUGCAUGUCCAAGUGGGAGGAGAUCAUCUACAACAUGGUGGUGGGCAUCAUCUACAUCUUCUGCUGGUUUAAUGUCAAAGAGGGCCAGAGUCGCUUUCGUAUGACCGUCUACUACUCUGUGACGCUGGCAGAAAACGUGGCGCUGACCGCCGCCUGGUACACGUACCGCGGCCAGCAAACCUCCGACUCCUCCGCCCUGGUGGUGGUGUGCCUGGUGGCCUGCAGCUUCGCCCUGGGAACCUUCUUCAUGUUGGUGUACUACUGCUGGCUGCACCCUGAUGGGCCAGUGCUGGGCUCGCAGUGGGGAGGGUGUGUGGACGAGGGUGUGGUGGGUGCGGGAAGCGUAGCGGGAGUGAUUGAUUCUUGCAUCACCCCAUCCCAAGGGUCGCAAACCGACAUGGUUAUUACCAGCCCUCCGAGGACCCUCCCCAGGACUAAAGACACGGGGGAGCCGGUUCCAGGGGAGAGAGACAAGGACCGAGACAGGGACAGUUGCCUUCCUGUCUUCCAGGUACGUCCCUCCCCUUCAUCCUCUCCUGCGCUCCUUCACAGGACCUCCUCAUCAUCCCGCGCCCAGGAAGGCCCUGUGAUCCGGAUUGACCUACCGAGGAAGCGAUACCCAGCCUGGGAUGCACACUUUAUUGAUCGGCGCCUCCGCAAGACCAUUCUGAUAUUGGAGACCACGUCAGCCGUCAGCCCCAGGAUACAGUACAGGUGUAGCAUGAUGGGCAGCAAAGAGGUGUUAGAAUAUGAGACCACUGUCUAAGCCAGCAGGGGCUUUAAACUUAAAAGUGAAGUCUGGGACCAAGGCUCAGCCGAGAGAUCAGUUCUCAUCCCAGGACAACCUAUGCCAGGAGCAGCAUGUUAAAGGAGACACAGAGUGUCAGGCAACUCUUCAUUAAAAAAAGAGGUUGUCAAAACUUGAUUGUAAAAUGUGAGGUGCAAUCUGGGACCAAAGCUCUCCCCCUUAGGGCGCAGUCCAGGAGUACGUAGCAUGAAUGAGUCGUAGGAAGUAAAUGGAGAAACACUGAACUGGGAUAAUCUUUGGUGAGAAAUGUAAUCUCUCAUCCUGGGACCAAGGAAUGUUAGAUUUAGUUUCAUCCUGCAUGGUCAGAAGAAGGAGUAAAAGGACUUGAGAGCGAUGAAGUUGUGGAGUUUGAUAUAUCUGAGAAACAGUUUGCUGCAUGAACAUGAGCCGUGGGCCACAGAGAGCCUACAGAGACUUACCAGGGAACUUUUAGAGGCUUUGCACGGGACAUGCAAUCAUUUGGUUUGAUGGCAACUCAGAUAAUGACCUACAUUUGGGGCUCACUACCCAAUAUAAUAUAUAGCCAAAACAUAUUGCUUUAGAUGUCUUGUUUCAACCACAUUUAGCCCAGUUUUAACCAAGGCCUCUAGAUUUCUUUGUACCUCCAAAUCUCUAAUUCAAUGUCAAUUGAGUCUAUAGAUUUUGUAUCGAUUAUUGUUUGUUAUUUAGCAAGGAGAGAGGGAUAACAUUUUACAUUUGUGUACCGUCCUGUUUCAAACGGUUGCAUGUCCCUCGCAAACUUCGGUAACAAACCUUCAAGCAUUCUGUUGGUGGUGUCUAAAGAGAAAUGUACUCUCAUACAUUUAACUUUAGUCUCAUGACACCAAGAGAACCCAUUAAAUAUAGGCUCACAAGUCCAUAUGGUUUCUGAAAAAGCCUGAGAUUCAAGUGAUAAUGGUCACCCAUCCAUAUGUGAUUGAAAAAAAAAGCCAUCGCAAAAGUCCUACUGUUUACAUCCCAGCUGCUCUGUCCCCACAACCUGAGAAAGGACUUGUUUGGGAAAAUAAAUCUGGACUGGAUGUAAAGUGGAUGACUUCUGCAAUGGCUCCCAUCAUAUGGCAUGCUGUAACUCACCACAAACAGGCCUGUGAUGUAUAGUAGAAUAAAUACAGAUGUCAGAUAUAAGCUAUUAUAAUAAGCUGUAGUUAGGUGAUGAAUGACGUUUGGAUGAAGAAGCUUCAUUUACUCGUAAGAGUCUAAAUGUCGUCCAUUUUUCUUGGAAAACAUUUAAUGUAAAGGUAUGAAGGGAAUCAUGAACAACCUCAUUAUGCUAUGAAAACAUUUUCCAGUGUUUUGUUUUUGGACAGAACAGAAGCUGAUGAAAUUAGCUUAUAACCAUGUCAUCAAACCUUGAGGACUCGAAAAGGUUUGUUAAAACGUGGAUGCAUCCUACAGUAACAACACUAGGAUUCAUCUAGUAAGCAGUUAACACAAGAAAAUUGAUAACAACAGCUCAAAGAACCAGGAUUGCUUUUUAAAGGCUAGCAAGUUGGCAAAAGCUGCUAUAUGUUGUUACAGAUAGAAAGUUGACGAUGGUUUGCACUUCUUGAGAGGUGACAUUGUUUACAAAACGAAAACCAUAUACAGGCCUUUGACUUCACGUCGAUAUUGGCAGAUUCAGGUUUGAGUGACAUAAUCUGUCAACUGACUGAAAAAUGAUAUGAGAAACCAUCUUUGCUCCUUUUAAACUGUGAUUGAAAGGGUUACGGCCCGUCCACACUAUAGCUUCAAAAAAAGCUUGCCGGCGGGCGUGUCU